AUGUCACUCACGGCUCAGCUGGACGCGCUGAGGGAUUCGCUCGAGUGCAAGAUCGACUUUGUCGGGCAGGACCUCGUCGAGCGUCGUGCGAGGGUCAUCUUGUGGGCCUCAGCGGCUGUCGCGUUCGUCCUUGGCUUCGCCUUGCAGAACCUCAAAAUCACCUUCGCCAUCUUCACGUUGGGUUUCUUGGGCUGCUUGGCGGUCACCCUCCCGCCUCUUCCCGCCUACAAUGCACACCCGGUCAAAUGGCUCGACCCGCUAGGCGAGUACGGCGAGGUGAAAAGUGCGGUGGCGGCGGGAGGGUCGUCGGGUGCGAUAGAAGGGAAGAAGGGUCGGUAG
Messenger RNA from Rhodotorula toruloides NP11, 339 nucleotides. RefSeq names its product microsomal signal peptidase 12kDa subunit. Bases 1 to 339 code for a protein of 112 amino acids. The record is from RefSeq and is a predicted model, not a curated record. Lineage: Eukaryota; Fungi; Basidiomycota; Microbotryomycetes; Sporidiobolales; Sporidiobolaceae. Gene Ontology annotation, biological process: protein targeting to ER. The transcript is spliced from 4 exons. Gene Ontology annotation, cellular component: endoplasmic reticulum membrane; signal peptidase complex.